This is a messenger RNA of Lodderomyces oxycetoniae, 705 nucleotides long. Its product is annotated as mitochondrial 37S ribosomal protein YmS18. Gene Ontology annotation, molecular function: structural constituent of ribosome. The transcript has a single exon. Bases 1 to 705 code for a protein of 234 amino acids. The record is from RefSeq and is a predicted model, not a curated record. Gene Ontology annotation, biological process: translation. Gene Ontology annotation, cellular component: ribosome. NCBI's taxonomy places the organism in Eukaryota, Fungi, Ascomycota, Pichiomycetes, Serinales, Debaryomycetaceae.
AUGUUUCUAAAGAGGUACAUCAACUUUCAGCUGGUGCACUCGCUACUAUAUAAACCUGUCACCACUCGCAAGACUUUAUCAUUGUCAAACAAGUAUUUCUCAACGUCAAGACCAACUUCUCAAAUAGACUCAAGCGAAAAGACCAGCCCCUUAUCCAACUUGGCAACCACCUAUAGCACGCAAACAAGAAAACAGGAUUUUCAGGAUUUUCAGGAAUUUCCGGAAUACAAGCCGUCAACAAAUAAACCUAAUGAGAAAAUAGUGUUUUGGAAAUUGUAUGCUACUUUCAAUAGACACAAUACAAGGUGCACUCUAGUUGCAGUGGUUGAAGAUCUCAACUUUAUGGAAAAUAACAAAGACUUGUCCUAUAACGAAAAAGUGCUCUACUAUUUACAAUUACCUCAUAAAGUGAAAUAUAGUGUAUCGGCAGGUAUGUUGGGCUUUAGAAAAUCGCAAAGACAAGAAUACGAAGCAGGGUUCCAAGUAGCAGCUAAAAUGUUCAAGACUAUUGAAGAGAAAAACUAUAUCGGCCCCAAUGACAAGAUUGAGUUGGUUUUAAAGAAUUUCGGUAAGGGAAGAGAAGCUUUCCAAGCUGCCUUAUUAGGUAAAGAAGGCUCAAAUGUGAAGAACAAUAUCGUUCGAAUGACAGAUGCUACUAUACUUAAAUUUGGUGGUAACAGAGCAAAGAAAUUACGUCGUUUGUAA